Molecule: messenger RNA, 6403 nt
Organism: Oxyura jamaicensis (ruddy duck)
Lineage: Eukaryota; Metazoa; Chordata; Aves; Anseriformes; Anatidae
Gene: ATXN1
Product: ataxin 1
Exons: 8
Coding region: 1118-3523 (801 amino acids)
Biological process (GO): negative regulation of transcription by RNA polymerase II; nervous system development
Cellular component (GO): nucleus
Molecular function (GO): RNA binding; protein binding
Source: RefSeq, a predicted model, not a curated record
UUCCCCCCCCUCUUUUGCAUGAAGUCGGAUCCUUGAGCUGUUGCAGAGGCAGCCAACUGCUCCAUAUUUGGCUGCUCUUACACAUUUACAUACUGGAGAGCGGAGAGGGAGCGGGCGCUGCACCGCAGACAUCAUUUCUACUACAGCGCCGGAGACAUCCCGGACCCGUGUCACUGCAGGGGGAAGGAGCAAAACAAACAACACCCCCCCCCCCCACCCCCCCCCCAAAAAAUAUAUCAGCCCCAAGCCCCGUGAGCCGCUAGGAAGACAUUUGUGUGCGAGCCUCUGUCUGACCCCCCCGCCAACCCCACCUCCACUGACACUUUACACUUCUGGAUCAAGAGUCACAUCGCAGGCCAAGCCAGACGGGCAAGCAAUACAAGCUGUGAAUUUAUGGUUGACCCCUGUAGCACAGUGACCACCUUCACUUUUGUUUUCGCCAUACAGAGAUGCACUAUCAAUAAGUGAAAAGGUCAAGAAAAGCAGUAGCUCAGUGGCUGAAUUUUUCAGAAGUGCUUUACAGCAGGGAAAGUGGGGAAACCUCUUAAAGUGGUGUCUUAAUUCAAUUCUGGAGCCCGGGGAAGAGUUUUAAAGCAAAACAUCCGAUAAAAAGGCUGCAACAUCUCACGUGAGAGAGGGGAUAGAAGAAAAGAGACUUACAAUAGCAUCCUGAAACACUCAUAUGGUUUGAGACCUUCUGCUGAACCGAUCUCUUCACUCUGAAUGUGUCGUGUUACGCUCCCAAAGCAGCUGUAGGGGAGGGAACGACCCAGCGGCUGUCCAUUUGCACAUCUUGCACUGGGACACCUUAGCUUGCCGCCUGCGUCUGCCAGCUCUAUCUCACCUUAUUUGAAAGAGGAAAGCCAGUGAAGCCCUGUGAGCAAUCCAGCAACUUCUGAAAAAUCUUCAUGCUACAGGAUAAUCCAGAAUUCCCUGAAGAAGAACAUAGUGAAUGUUAGUCCAGAGGAGCUGUCGGAGGAUCGUGCUCACAGGGAGAUGAUUCCUCAUGAAGUCACUGGAUCCCUUGCAGAAAUCAAAUGUGACUUUCCGUUUAUCAGACUGAAAUCAGAGCCAGCCAGACAGUGAAGCAAGCACAGUGGAGGGGGGACGGCGAAAGAUGAAAUCCAACCAAGAGCGGAGCAAUGAAUGCCUGCCGCCCAAGAAGCGAGAGAUCCCCGCCACCAGCCUGCCUUCGGAGGUGAAGCCGGUCCUGCCGAACGACAACCACCGCGCGGACAACCUAGCAUGGCUCCCCAGCACGCCCGGCGGCCAGAGCGGCCUGGGGGCCAGGCACAGGCCCGGGGGGACGUCGGCGGAGGUGGGCUUGCAGCAGGGUUUGCACAAGCCGCCGGCGGCGGGGCUGGACUAUUCCCCGCCCAGCGCGCCCAGGUCCGUGCCGGCCCCCACCACGCUUCCCACCGUGUACUCGCCCGCGCUCUCCCAGUCCGGGACCCCCGUCUCCCCCGUGCAGUACACGCACCUGCAGCACACGUUCCAGUUCGUCGGGCCCCAGUACAGCGGACCAUACGCCGGGUUCAUCCCCUCGCAGCUGAUCUCCCCGACCGCCAAUUCGGCAACCGGCGCCGUGGCGGCGGCCACGGCUGUCGCAACCACUCCAUCCCAGCGCUCCCAGCUGGAGGCUUAUUCCACUUUGCUGGCCAGCAUGAGCGGCUUAAGCCAGCAGGGGCACAAAGUCGAGCCGCACCUGGUUAGGACGCCCGGGCUGAUCGCUGCGGGGUCUCCUCCGCCCGCCCAGCAGAACCAGUACGUCCACAUCUCCAGCUCUCCCCAGAGCGCGGUCAGAAACGUCUCUCCUCCAACCAUCCCGGUCCCCCUGCACCCCCACCAGACAGUGAUCCCCCACACGCUCACCCUCGGCCCUUCCUCCCAAGUGGUGGUGCAGUACAGCGACACCUCGCACUUCGUCACGAGGGACGCCCCCAAGAAGCCCGAGAGCGGCCGGCUGCAGGCGAUGCAGGCCAAGGAGGUACUGAACGGCGAGAUAGAGAAGAGCCGGAGGUACGGCAUUUCGCCCUCUGCCGACAUGGGUCUAGUCAAAGCAGGCAAUAAACCAGCUCCUCACCAUUACGAGACCAGGCACGUGGUGGUGCACUCAGGCCCCGCCGAGUACGGCGCCCGGGAUUCCUCAGGGGUCCGAGCCUCCGUCAUGGUGGUCCCCAACAGCAGCACGCCGACGGCGGACAUGGAGGUGCAGCAGGCCACCAACCGAGAGACCUCUCCCUCAGCCCUCAACGACAAGGGAAGCUUGCACCUAGGAAAGCCGGCCCACCGCUCCUACGCUUUGUCCCCGCAGCAGGCCCUGGGCCACGAGGGGGUGAAGGCGGUGGCCACGCUGUCCCCCCACACCGUCAUCCAGACGACCCACAGCGCCUCCGAGCAGCUCCCCGUCGGGCUGCCGGCGACGGCCUUCUACGCCGGGACCCAGCCGCCGGUGAUCGGCUACCUGAGCGGCCAGCAGCAAGCGCUGGGGUACCCCGGGGGGCUGCCCCAGCACCUGGUGAUCCCCGGCACGCAGCCCCUGCUCAUACCGGUCGGCAGCGCCGAUGUCGAGCCGUCAGGCGUCGCGCCGGCGAUAGUCACCUCGUCUCCCCAGUUCGCAGCAGUGCCUCACACAUUUGUCACCACCGCCGUCCCCAAGAGCGAGGCUUUCAGCGCCGAGCCCCACACCACCCAGCCCGCCUACCAGGCCACCAUGGUGCAGGCGCAGAUCCACCUCCCCGUGGUGCAGUCCAUCGCCUCCCCCGCUGCGGCUCCCCCCACGCUGCCCCCCUACUUCAUGAAGGGGUCAAUCAUUCAGCUGGCCAACGGGGAGCUGAAGAAAGUAGAGGACUUGAAAACAGAAGACUUCAUUCAGAGCGCGGAAAUUAGCAAUGACCUGAAAAUAGACUCCAGCACUGUGGAGAGGAUCGAAGACAGCCAUAACCCAGGCAUUGCUGUGAUACAGUUUGCGGUUGGAGAGCAUCGCGCACAGGUCAGCGUGGAGGUCUUGGUAGAAUACCCUUUUUUUGUAUUUGGACAAGGCUGGUCAUCCUGCUGCCCCGAGAGAACCAGCCAGCUCUUUGAUUUGCCAUGCUCCAAACUCUCUGUGGGGGAUGUCUGCAUAUCGCUUACGCUCAAGAACCUGAAGAACGGCUCUAUUAAAAAGGGCCAGCCCAUGGACUCAGCUAGUAUCUUGCUGAAGCAUUCAAAGAAUGACAGUCUAGCUGGAAGUAGACACAGGUAUGCGGAGCAGGAAAAUGGGAUUAAUCAGGGAAGUGCACAGAUGUUAGCUGAGAAUGGUGAACUGAAGUUUCCGGACAAAAUAGGAUUGCCUGCAGCACCUUUGCUCACCAAAACAGAACCCAGCAAGCCCCCGGCAACGAGGAAGAGGAGGUGGUCAGCCCCCGAAACACGAAAACUAGAGAAAUCAGAAGAGGAGCCACCUUUGACUCUUCCCAAGCCUUCUUUUAUUCCUCAGGAGGUUAAGAUUUGCAUUGAAGGUCGAUCCAAUGUAGGAAAGUAAAAGUUGUUUGGGGAAAGGAAAUUAGGCUAUCCCUUGUCAUUUUUAUCCAGAUUACUGUACUGUAGACUAAAUAACCCAGUAUUUACAUGUUAUCAUCUUAUUUUAGGUUUAUGUUAUAACCUUGUUGUUAUAGUUGCAGCUGGUAUUAUGCAGGAGACUGGUGCAUAUGUUUUUCCACAAGUGUUUGUCAGUGACUAGGUUUAUUGAGAGCUACAGAAGGGGCAGUAUCUGCUUCACACACCCUUAGUGGAAAUGAAUGUGUUGUCGUGGCUCCUGUUUUCUAACACCUCGUGUAGGACAGGGUCCAGCUGUGAUUUUUUUCUUUUUGUCGUUAUUUUUUUUGUGUUUUUUUUUUUUUUUCCUUGUUUUGGUUCCCGUUCUAGUUUUUCUGGGGGGAGGUGAGGAGAAGGGAACUGUAGCAGAGGUGUGUGUCACGCGUGGUGUGUGUGUGCGUGCGCCCGUCCCGAGGAUGGACCGCAAAGAGGUUUUCUGGCCCCAGGUGAACGCUGAGGACACAACCCGCAGAUGUUACCGAAAAGGAUCAGACCGUCUCUGACGUUGUCAACAAUAAGCCAACUCCCGCUCAAGGCUCUACAGUAUAUAUAUAUGCGUGUGUGUGUAUAUAUAUAUAUGUGUGUGUGUGUGUGUAUGUAUAUAUAUAUUUCCCCCCAUGGGGUCAGACUGCACUGAUUUUUACUCACGAAGCAACUGCCACACCACCAUUUCCCUUCUGCUUGCUCGUGCAGUCCGGUGCCGGGAGGCCACACACACACACGGGGCGGCUGUCCUCUGCGCCUUUCACCCCGCGGGCUCCUCCGGCGGCGUGGUGGGCGCGCGUGGGCGUGCGUGGGUGUGCGCAGGGAGCCCUCCAGCUUGCUGGACAUGCCCUGUUUCCGUGCAGUGUUAGACAAAUCCAUCGGGUUAACGCCAUGGACGUUUGCUUCCACGAGGGAGACGCAUACUGCCCCUUUGAGAUCACAGGCAUCCAUUGUUUGCGGUUAGGUUGCAGAUCUUGGUCUUUAACUCUAGUACUGUUUUUGGUUCAUGAUUAUGGACAACCCGUGCCACUUUUUUCAAAUUUCAGUGUGACACAGGAACCCGAUGUUGAAGAUGAACGUAGAAUGUCUUUAAGCACUUAAAAUGCUGUUCACACUUUAUUGCUGAGCAUCCUGGUCUAACACUCAGUACGUACUGUAUCUCACUUUAAUCUGCUCGCAAAACAGCAGCAGCAAACAAAUUAAUCUCUUCAACACUGUAACUACAUGCAACUAUGUAAAGUUUUCUCACAAGCAAGAUGCUGAAAGUUUCAAUGUGGUUUCAAAGGGAUGAAUGUGAAUUACUGAACUAGUAUGUGACAGUCAUUGUCCACAAAGGACUACUUAAUAGGAGGCACUUUUUAAACUUUAAUGCUUGAGGAAGAGUUAAAGGCAUAUGCGAGCUGACAGAUAAUAAAAGAAAAAGAGAAAGGAAAAAGGAAAGAGAAAAAAAAAAUCAUUGUCCAGUGUUUUUGAAAAAAGAUGGACUUUAAAGAAUCUUGCAAUUUGCACAUCUUGAGUUUAUCAUUUGUGUGGUAUUCCUGCAGUUUUUACCUAAUAAUGUUGUGGGUUGGGGGGGUCUGAAAGAGCAUAAACAAAUGUAGCAAUUACUCACUAACCUGCCUACGCUCUAGGCCAUUUCAUAGGGUUAUUGUUCCUUUCAAAGUUCAUUUUCGGUCUUUCUGCCGUAUCUGCCACACAGAACCUAACACAGGUCCUACCGGGACAGCUCUGAGAAUUUGUCUUCAGACUUGCUGAGAGAGUUUUCCACAAGAAACAUUUCUAUACAUAAGCAAGGUGUUUGUUUGUUUUUAAAACAAACCUAUUGUUAUUUUAUUAUUAUUAUUAUUUGUUAUUUUAAUUGCAUUGUUUUCCAUUCGAAAGACUAGAUUUAAGAGUUUGGUACAAAACAAGUUCGGGGGGGGGAGGGGGGGAAAUUCACGCCGUUCAGUCUUUUGUUUCCCCAGGUAGGGCCGGAUCCUUUGAGGUGCUGUGCACCCAGCCUCCCGAAAAGUCGCGGGGAGGUGCGAGUACUAAGUGCUUCAGGUCUGAGUUACAAAGCCUCUUGCUGCCAACAGGGAUCUCAUUGAUGUCAGUGGGAUUUAGCUCGGGCCCUACGCGCUCAAGCAUUCACAUCGUUCCUUUUGGUUGGUGAGUUCGCGUCCUUCAGGUAGUUUUGAAGAAGCUGUACUGAUAGGGAGAAAAGGAAAUAAAAGUUCUGGAUUAGAAAUGCAGUACCUAAAGUGAACAAAGUUAUGUAAAAUCAUUUUCCCUCUCCCCUAAAAAACAGUGCUUUUAUUUAAGAAAAGAAAUGUUAACCCCAAACCCCAGCUUUGACUCUGUUAUUUGUUACUUGAAAUUUAGCUCACACCAGAACUAAUUGUUUUUAUACCAUAUUCUGGGGUGCACCAAAAAGUUUAAAUACGUUUAAAAUAGCUUGAAACUUUUCUUGAAUUUCCUUGAAUUUUAUUAACCUCUCAGCGGGCUACCAAAUGGCUGAGCGGGUUUCUUCUCACAGUCACACUGCUUAGUUAGUGCUUAUUUGUUAAUAUUUCUGCUCAGAGAAGUUGCUUAAUCUUCCAUAUACUCUGCUCAGGGCACUUGCAAUUUGUUGUUUUGUUUUGUUUCCUGUUUUGUUUUUCAGCUUUGAUGGUAAAGGAAUAGAAAGAAUUACAGAUUUUAGUUCGCGUUCGUACCACUAUUUCCGUAAUUCACACGUGCUCGGAAAAAAAUCUCAAAGAGAACCAUACGCAGUCACAUUCGCGGUCAAUAAGGAAGCAGGGGCUAUUAAACUGACUGGAUCUAUUCAACUAACACUAAAAAAAAUAAAAAAUAAUAAUAAUAA